Molecule: messenger RNA, 1285 nt
Organism: Rhizophagus irregularis DAOM 181602=DAOM 197198
Lineage: Eukaryota; Fungi; Glomeromycota; Glomeromycetes; Glomerales; Glomeraceae
Molecular function (GO): protein binding
Source: RefSeq, a predicted model, not a curated record
UAUUAUGAUAAGAAUGAAUAUUAAUAACAUAAAAAUAUUUUUUUUAUUGAUAAUUUUAUCAAUAGAAAUUGGACAAUCAGUAAUUCCGGUUGAACGUUAUUCACUAAGUUCAGUUCUUAUAGAUAAGAGAAUAUAUUUUUUGGGGGGAGAGUCAUAUCAUCAUAGUCCAAAAAAUUCAACAACAUUAGAUCAAAUAUUAUAUCUCGAUAUAUCAAAACCAUUUAAUACAUUGAAUCCACCAUUUGAAAUAUUACCAAAUACAAUUCCAUUUGGAAGUUCAUAUGCAAUAGCAUUCCCUAGUUCUCAAAAAAAUGUAAUUUAUUUAUUUGGAGGAAUUACAGUGAAUGUAAAUACUGAUUUAGAUGAUUUUAAAUCAAUUUUACAUUCAUAUAAUUUAGAAACUAAUGAAUGGACCAUACCGACAACAAGUGGAAUUGUGCCUGGAAGAAGAAAAGAUAUUAGUGGUGUUAUUAACAAUAACACUGGAAAAUUUUAUGCUUUCGGUGGAGUUAGUGAUCAAUAUACUGGAACUCCUAAUAAUUCCAUAAUAUUGAAUGAUAUGAAUAUAUUUGAUAUUAAUACUUUAGCCUGGUCAAUAGGCUCUAUAAUAAAUGCUCCACUUCCUCGUGUGGACUAUACUGCUACUUUGUUAUCUAAUGGAAUUAUUGUUUUUAUUGGUGGAAGAGAAACUCAUGCUGUUCGUGUUGUUGACAUAAAUCAGCUUGCUCUUUAUGAUACAAAAGCUGACGAGUGGCCAUCAAUGACGGCACGAAAUGUUACUAUGGAAAAUCGUUUUUUACAUUCCGCAGUUCUAACACCAGAUGAAAGAAUAAUUAUUUUUGGUGGACGUCAAGUUCCUAACGAUAAUCCAGUUUUAAAUCAACUUGCUGUAUUAAAUACAAAGACGACACCUUAUGAAUGGUCAAUUCCACAAGUUUCUGCCAUAGGUAAUAUGCCUUUAACAACUGCUGCACAUUCGGCUAUAUUAGUUGAAAAUUAUAUGUUUAUAAAUUUUGGUCAAAUAACUCCAUUUAAAAAUUCUCAAAUACAGUUACCAUUUUUUUUUAUUCUUGACAUAAGAAAUUUUACAUGGGUAACACAAUACGAACCCGAACCCUCCGAUAAUGGUAAACAAAUCGGUAUUAUUAUUGGAGCUGUUGGUAUUAGUGUUGGCGUUGUUACAGUUGUUGGAUUUUUAGGCUAUAAAUAUUAUAAAAAACAAAGGCAGGGUCUAUAUAUUUCACGAGAUCGACUCCGAUUAUGUUUAACUGUCACGACCACGUGA